This is a messenger RNA of Dioszegia hungarica, 1131 nucleotides long. RefSeq lists its product as uncharacterized. Gene Ontology annotation, molecular function: metal ion binding. The transcript has 2 exons. The coding region runs from base 1 to 1131 and encodes 376 amino acids. Lineage: Eukaryota; Fungi; Basidiomycota; Tremellomycetes; Tremellales; Bulleribasidiaceae. The record is from RefSeq and is a predicted model, not a curated record.
AUGUCUCACACCUCGUCUGACUCUUCUCUGCUGCAGAGACAUCGUCCUGUUAGCCUCCCCCCACAGCCCCAGUCACCCACCGACAGCCAAAUCCUCGCCCAGCGUCUCCAUCUCGAGACACACGAAUCGAGGCAUCUGCCCGAGACGUUCAUCCCCACCGGCAGGUCCAGGAGCAGAGCCAACUCUGGUUCCCACUCUGAUCUUCCAUCCCUCUACUCAUCUGCCCUUCCCUCCCCAUCCUUCCACCUCCAACAGCCCAUCGCCUCCACCUCCUCAGGCAUGGCAUACCUCAACCAGGACCCCACAUCCUCCAUGUCGAACGAUGUCGCUCACCCCAAGUUCGACACGGAGCGGUGCACAUCCGCCAACCUAGUCGCUGUUCGGGACGGGUCCAUUGGUCACGUGAUCCCCCGGGAGCGGUGGCAGCCCGACUGUUCCUCUGCCCUCUGCAGCCAGCCCUUCUGCAGCACCAUCUUCUCCCCUUCCGCAUCCUACUUCUCCCUCGGCCCCCGGCGGCACCACUGUCGCAAAUGCGGUCUCCUCUUCUGCUCCUCCCACUCCAACAACAAAGCUUUGCUUUACGACGCGGACCACAACCUCGUCAAGGAGCGCGUAUGCGACAUGUGCAUCCACAAAGACUCGGACGAGGCGUCUCUCGCACCCCGUUCUCGCCGGCAGUCCGUCUCCUCCUUGGAAUGUCGGACCGACUCGUCCCUGUCCGCGGAACACAUCGUGACACCCUCGGAACUCUCCCUCUCCCGCACAUCCACCCGCAUGUCUGCCACUACCCCACGCACCCCCGGCGGCUCCCUAGCUCCCGUUCAGGGCUGGAUGGACAAGGACGGCGUGCUCUCCCUCUACCCCCUCGCACUUCCCUCCGUCUCGCGCCAGUCAGCUGUACCUGCCGCACGGCCACUUUUCGCUCCAUCCCAGGCGGCCAUCAGAAUCGCAAAAGAGAAGGAGGAGUAUGUGGUCUACACUCUCAGGCAGAGGAGGCUAGGCAGGGAGCGCGAGGCCAGCUGGGAGAGCGAGCGGUCCAGGCGAGGCAGUAUGGAGAGUGUAGAGGAGGAGGCGGUCGAGGUGCCCAAGAGGUCAAACUCGAGGGAGAGGAUUGCGCAGUCAUCAUUUUGA